AUGAACCACGUCGCUCACUGGAAUGGCCAGGCACGCGACGCUGUGGUGACGGCUGCUGUGGCUGCCCAGGGUGCAGGCGACAGACUCACCCUUGCGGUCAUAUUCACUGAGAUCAUCGAGGCGUCUACGGGCCAGCUGCUAGACGCUGGUGAACUGGGAUCCAUAGUACGCGACAUCACAUCCGCCCCGGCUGACGACCAGCUCGACCCAGUCUCGACGUUUCUCGACACGCUGAGCACGCUCAGCACGCUCACGCAGGAUGACAGCAAACACGCGCUCGUACGGCAAAUGCUUGUCGCAACCGACAUCGAGCCCGCGCGCAUGCGAGCCGAGCUGGAGAACGACCUCUUAAAGUCCCUAGGCCUCGUCCGCGAUAGCUUCUCCAAGAUGGCCGUUCGCAAAGCAACCCACGCCCUGUACCGACAGUCCAACUACAACCUCCUCCGCGAAGAGACCGAGGGCUACUCCAAGCUCAUGACCGAGUACUUCACCACCGUGAACAACGAACCGCCUACACAAGAAGUCGUCGCCGAGACCUGGCAACGGGUGAAUGCCUUCAUCGGCGCAUUCGAUCUAGACAUUGGAAGAGUCCUCGACGUGACACUGGAUGUGUUUGCAAACCUUCUUGUCAAGCACGGCAGGUUCUUCGUCAAGUUGUUGCGAACGAGCGCAUGGUGGCCCGAGCUACGUGGUUUCGACAACAUUACCUGGGACGAGGCCGAAGUACCCACACUUCCUCAAUGGGCACGACCCGAUGCGAAACAGUGGUACUACACCGAUGAAGAGAAGGAUGAACAAUCACGGCUACGAGAGUCGCGCGAUCGCAAGUUCUGGCAGCGUGUUGGCGAGUUGGGUGACAGGGCAGGCAUCCAGGCAUACUUUGAGCUUGGAAGCCGUCGUAUCACUGCGAACAACCGGCAGCCGGACCAGACAUUACCCGCAGAGGGCGCGACGCUGUCGAAUCAGCAGGCAGCUCGGAAAUGGGCCGACGAGUGGAUGGAGCAGACCAAGACACUCCCUCCCUCAGGAAACAGCAUCGCCGCUCAACUGCUUGGCUUCAAGCUUCAGUUCUACGCAUCCGAUGUCCGCGAUGCCUCCGACGAACUCCCCGAGAACCUCAUGUAUCUGAUUGCGCUUCUGAUCAAGAUUGGCUUCAUUUCCAUGCUGGAUCUCUACCCACAUCUGUAUCCUCUAGAGGAAGACAUGGCUGCACACAAAGACAAGCUACUCAAGGCCAAGAAAGAGAAGGAAGACAGUGAACGAGGUGCAGUCGCCAAUGCGCUGACAAUGGCCGGCGCACUGCCCGACGAGACCCCCGGCCCGCCAGCUGUUUCGCGUCUUAGAGAUGCUGAGAGCAGGUCCAAGUCGGAUACUGCACGAACCACGCCUGCCAAGUCUGACGAGCCCACUGAUAAGAAGAAGGCCCUACCCGAGCCCAAGGACCAAAAGUUCACCCUCUUGAAGAGUUUACUGUGCAUCGGCGCACUACCGGAAGCUCUGUUCAUCCUGGGACGGCAUCCUUGGAUGCUCGACGUCUACCCCGAGCUGCUGGACCUUAUCUUCCGUCUGGCGCACCACUCUCUGAGCAAGGUUUACGAAGAAUCAAGGCCAGCUGUAGCCGAAGAAACCGUCAUCGCUACCAAGGGUGCUGGCAACCGGGGUAUUAUGAGGCCAAGCGAUUACGUUCCUCGACGAACUCUACGAUGGGCCAAGCCUGACAAGAAGGAUCAAGAUGGGGGAAUUGAUUACAAGUUCUAUUGGGAAGACUGGGUCGACAGCGUCCCCGUAUGCCAAGAGGUGGACGAUGUGAUCAAGCUCUGCACCAGCCUAUUAGGUUUGGUGGGACCAGAGUGCGGCAAGGACAGUGUUCUCCUGACCAAGAUCAUACGUAUCGGAAAAAAGAACCUAGCGGACAACCCCUCUGAAGCGAAUCGUAAACGCUGGGUCGACUUUUCAGCAACCUUCAUUGCACCCGCAAUCACCUUCACCGGCAGGAAUCCUGGAGUCAUCAAUGAGGCUUGGGAUUUGUUCAGACAUUUCGACACAGCUACUCGGUAUACCAUCUAUCAGCAGUGGUUCAACGGAAUGCUCAAGCCGGUGAUCAAGACAGCUUUCAAGCAAGUCGAAGUCGAAACCAGGAAGACCCUGAGUCGCGUUUCCGCCACCAACACGAAAGAGUACGGUCGUAAGAUUGCCAAGAUCUCGUAUGCCAGCCCCGGAAUCGUCUUCAGGACCACAGUCAAGCAGUUGGUCAACUACCCCAACAUGAUCACUGCUUUGGUAGAGUGCAGCAGGUAUCUUACCUUACUUGGAUACGACGUCCUGACCUGGACGCUGGUUACAUACCUUCUGAGCCCUGACAAAGAGUCAAAUCAAGAAGAUGGUAUGCUUUCUGCGCCGUGGCUGAAGAAUAUUGCUACAUUUGUCGGCAAAGCUUACGCAAGAUACAACUUGAUGGAUCCUGUUCCAAUUCUGCAGCUCACGACGCACCAACUUCUGAACGCCCAAGGCGAGCUGUAUAUGUUGGACGUUCUUGAGCAGAUGGUCAAGUCCAUGGGUGGCAUCAGCCUUAGCGGAUCCGUCUCGGAGUCGAUGGCUCUUGCGCUUUGUGCAGGCCCUGCGCUCCGCACUUUCACCUUGCAGUAUCGCCUAGCCGACAACCGUACCCAGGCUGCUCCUUCAGCAAGGCGUCUGGUCAGGUGUCUAAAAGAGACGGGUCUGGGACCACAAAUUCUCAUCGCGCUUGCGCAGCACGUAGAGGCGUACAUUCACCGCAACGACCAGCUCGAUGUACCCGACAAGCCUGUCCUUUUCACCGUCGACAAGUUGCGCUCCGACAUGCUCCAGUAUAUGGAGCUCCUCCGAACAUAUCUCCCUGUGGACGACUUUGACGCUGUCUUCCCUUCUCUGGUAGAGAUGAUAGCGGACUACCACAUCGCGCCAGAUGUCGCUUUUACCAUUGCUCGUACGAGCAUAGCAGCCAAGGCCAAUGCCUUCCGGGUUGAGCAACGCUCGAAGUUAGUUCCCGAUGCGCAGACGAAUGGCGAUAUCGCCAUGAGUGGUGUGGAUGAAGCGCCAGCCGUUAACGGAGAGCAAGAGGCAUCGAAAGCAACCGAAGACGUGGAAAUGAAAGACUCCGCCGCGCCUGCAGAGUCUACUGGUGCUACAUCGGAUAAGCUAUCUUUGGCCGAUGUACCAAACGCAGAGAUUGAAGGUCUUGCGAGCCAGCUCAAACAACAGCUACCCGACGCCUUCGGCGACUAUCCUUGCCUGUCCUAUUACGUCACCUUCUGGCAGUUGUCUCUGCCAGACGUUGUCGCUGAUGCCGAGAGUAUCAAGCAGCUGUACAAGGAGUCGAUCGAGAAUUUGGAGCGACAGCUGCCCGCCCCUGUUCCCGAGCGCCGCGGCUACCGACCCAAUGUACCCAAAGCUGAUUCCGAAGCAACGAAGGGUAUCAAGGAGAACAUUGCCAGGCUCAAGGAAGAGCAGCAAACUGUCACUAAGAACCACGCUGCGACGCAGGAUAGUCUCCGCGUUGAGUUGCGCCGAUGGUUCGAGGGCAUCCCAAUGAUGGGUCCGCAGUGCGACCUCCUGCACAACGCUCUACUCCAGGAUUGCUUCAUUCCUCGCAGUCGCAUAUCUCAAGAAGACGCACAGUAUGCGUUCUCCAUGCUCAUUUUCAUGCACAGCUCAGGCGUGCCGGGAUUCCGCAUGAGCAGAUUACUGGAUAUGCUCUUCAACGCCAACAGACUUACGUCCAUCAUCAGCAUGUACACCGAAGCAGAGUCCUCAUCUUUCGGCCGUUUCCUCGGUGGCAUCCUGCGUGAAUUGCAGAUUUGGCAGGAAAACAAAGACGAUGCUUUUGUCAAGCGCGCCCAAGGUUCAGAGAAGAACCUUCCUGGCUUCGGCAGGGGCUACGACGGAGAACGAAACCCGACAAGCUUCUUCACGUACGAUCAGUUUUGCAUGGUCUUGUUUAAGUGGCAUAAGGCUCUCGCGGCUGCGCUCAAGACAUGUCUGGAGAGUGGGGACUAUAUGCAGAUGCGUAACGCCAUCAACGUCCUUCACGCGCUGGGUACCAAUUUCCCCAGAGUCAAGAGCCUGGGCACUGAGCUGAAGGAGACGGUUGCUCACCUGAAGGAGGCAGAGGAGAGGCAGGAUCUCAAGAGAGCUUUGGAAUCUGUUCUUGGUCCCAUCCUCAAAGGAGAGAAGCUCUGGCAGGAGGACCAUGUCUUCCGCAACGUGAGUUCAUCUCCAUCGACACGUCCACGACAGCGAACUAAUACGCCUCAGGUACCGGCGCCCCCUGGACUUCCGACAAACGGAAGUGAAAAGUCGACUGCGGAGAAGGGCAAGACUCCACAGCCACAGGACACGAAGCUCGACGCAUCUGCGCCUGCCUUUAAGCCAAAGCCCGAAACGUAA
This is a messenger RNA of Alternaria infectoria, 4425 nucleotides long. RefSeq lists its product as uncharacterized. Gene Ontology annotation, cellular component: THO complex part of transcription export complex. The record is from RefSeq and is a predicted model, not a curated record. Gene Ontology annotation, molecular function: mRNA binding. Lineage: Eukaryota; Fungi; Ascomycota; Dothideomycetes; Pleosporales; Pleosporaceae. Bases 1 to 4425 code for a protein of 1474 amino acids. The transcript is spliced from 2 exons. Gene Ontology annotation, biological process: mRNA processing; mRNA export from nucleus.